Leptosia nina is the source of this 831-nucleotide messenger RNA. The record is from the annotation of a GenBank genome assembly. NCBI's taxonomy places the organism in Eukaryota, Metazoa, Arthropoda, Insecta, Lepidoptera, Pieridae.
AUGGGUAUCAAUGGUGGACAUAUAAGUAUGCGCGCGCGCAGGUCCGGCCACAUCGGACGGCGGAGAUAUGAAGUGGAUUGUGUUGUUGUGUGCUGUUGUGGCAAUGCUGGUCUCUGUUAUGGGACAAGAGUACACCGACUAUACUGGCAGAUACGCCGAACUGGCGGCCCCAGUACCCUCACACGUCAAUGUGGACGACCUCGUAGCUACCCUCAGAGCAGCAAGCCACCACACAUGAUCCUCCAUCUGCCCCGGUUCCCUCCCACUAACAGAAAUUGUAUUGGAUCAAAAGAGUAUGUCCGCUUUCCCCAACUUCCAGAAAUUAACGACCAAUUCGACACACAGAAACCGGAAACAGUGACGCACAUUAACAAAUCGAAACUGUCAUAUAUUUCUGAAGAGUAUGAUAUAACAGAAAAGAAUAGAAGCGAGAACGCCACGAAGCCUAAACACAAAGUGACGUAUUUGAUUUACAGAAUUUUGACGGCGCCUCUAGCGAAACUUAUGUCGGAGCCUAGAGUGAUGAUCGUUUUGAAAAAUAUAGGAACGUGUAUUGUUAAUGGAGUGAUGGAGAUUAUUUCUUAUUACUUUCCUGCUCCGUUCAUGCCGCUUAUAGCAACGGCAGCUGGGAUACUGAUGCCGUUCGAGCCAGUAGUCACGCUGAGACGGAGGAUGCCCGUGACAAGUUAUAGACGGGCUUUCAAAACAGCUAUAAAUAGCUUCUUGAAUACCUUCGAUGCAUACAAAGUGGAUAACUUAGAUGAUGAUCCUUAUAUGACUAGGAGAUUUAAUAGAAGAUUCCUUAACUCAGAUGAGAAACGAAAGUACUAA